AUGAUCUUUGUUCAUUGCUUUUACAGUCUUCUGUGUCAGAUUUCAAAGGAAGAAGUUAGUGACUUAUUUUCACAGUCACUAAGUAAUGGACAUUGUACAGCCUUCAGUUUCCCGCAUGUUACAAAACUAAGCGUUGUAACGCGAAAGGAGAGAAAGUUCAGUAUAAAUUUUACCCACGAUCCUGAUGAAGAAUGUGAAUGGGUUUCCAGUUAUGCUGUAUGUUGCUCCUGCAGCUGCUCUUAUCGGUGUUCAUGUUGGAGAUGA
This is a messenger RNA of Trichobilharzia szidati, 264 nucleotides long. NCBI's taxonomy places the organism in Eukaryota, Metazoa, Platyhelminthes, Trematoda, Strigeidida, Schistosomatidae. The record is from the annotation of a GenBank genome assembly.